Messenger RNA from Zerene cesonia (dogface butterfly), 1221 nucleotides. Its product is annotated as PIH1 domain-containing protein 1-like. Gene Ontology annotation, biological process: box C/D snoRNP assembly; rRNA processing. The record is from RefSeq and is a predicted model, not a curated record. The coding region runs from base 256 to 1155 and encodes 299 amino acids. The transcript is spliced from 5 exons. NCBI's taxonomy places the organism in Eukaryota, Metazoa, Arthropoda, Insecta, Lepidoptera, Pieridae. Gene Ontology annotation, cellular component: cytoplasm; R2TP complex; ribonucleoprotein complex.
AAGUGUCAAGUUUGGUGUAAGGCCGCAAGCGUCAAGUCAGCUGUUUCAGAUUUCUGUUUUCUGUAUUGUGAAAAUUUAUCGGUACCUACUUUGUUUGUUAAUUUAUCAAGAAUUCUGAUUAAUAAAGACAUUAAUGAAAUAUUACACCGCGAUAUUUAAAAACAAUUACACAGUUAAUAUUAAAGUGCAUAUUCUAUUUUCAAAACUUUCAGUGCAGUUUUAUAUAUAUCACCAUAGUAACAAUAGAUAAACAAGAUGACCAAAAAAUCAAUAACACUAGACGUAGAUCCGUCUAUCAUGGAGAAAAAUAUGCGUAUUGUGAAGGAAAAUCCAAUGGAAGAAGAAUUAAAUAAGUUGUUUGCGACUACCGAUACCUUACCGUAUAAAAUCGUUAAACCCACUCCAGGUUUUUGUGUUAAGACAUUCACAAAACCAGACAACAAGAAACUAUUUGUUAAUGUGUGCUUAACUGAUGCCAUACCAUGUCCCCGUGAUAUCACAAAUGAAGAGCUGAUGCAGAUAUUGAGUUCAGAAGAUCCUUCCAGCUACAGAGUACCAAUGAGCAUUGGGGAAGGCAGAAUGGAACCCGACAAGUCUGGCAUACCAGCAACAGUGUAUGAUGUAGCCAUUAACCCCGAUUUCUUCACUAAAAUCGAGAAAGACGAUCUUUUCCAGACUUUCUUCUUGACAGUUGUAUUUGAAGGGUUGCAAGAUAAAUACCAGUUUGAAGCAGAUAUGUCAAAGUAUGCUGUACUUAAACACAGGAAGUCCAUAGGAACUCUGCAAUCGCAUAGAAUUCAAAUAAGGGAUGUGAAAAAAUGUGAGGAGAAAGUUAAGCCACUGAUUGAGGAAAUAACGAAACCAGUGCUAAAAGUUGAGACUGUCCUUGCGAAGAAAGAAAUUGUUUAUAGAUUAAGGAGGGAACCACCAACAGGGGAGAUUGAGUAUUUGCUGGCUGAAUUUAAGAUACCAGAAUCGGUAAACAUACAAGAUCUUAACCUAGAAGUGGGUGAAGACAGAAUUGUGUUGGAUUCAAAAGGUCUAUAUGAGCCUGUGGACUUUUUUCUGCCGUGCAGUGUCGACCAGGAUGUUAUUGAUGCCCAGCUGAAUAGGAAUUAUGAUAUGUUAUCUGUUAAAAUGCCUGUCAUCCACUAAGUGACUAUGAAUAAGUCCGAAAUGUUAAUGCUAAUAUGAUGGGAAAUAAAACUAAUAUAGGUACAA